Messenger RNA from Zophobas morio, 641 nucleotides. It is a transcript of the gene CCHa2, whose product is annotated as neuropeptide CCHamide-2-like. The transcript has 3 exons. The record is from RefSeq and is a predicted model, not a curated record. Gene Ontology annotation, molecular function: neuropeptide hormone activity. The coding region runs from base 90 to 428 and encodes 112 amino acids. Gene Ontology annotation, biological process: neuropeptide signaling pathway. Lineage: Eukaryota; Metazoa; Arthropoda; Insecta; Coleoptera; Tenebrionidae.
CUCGUUCAUUUCAAAACUUCAACGUCCGACAUAACAGUUUUGGGUGCUCUUCAACACAACUAUUUACCACAUAUAGCAAUAGUUUGAAGAUGAACUGUUGGUCGGCUGCCGUUCUUCUCGCUGCUGUCGCUUUCGUCCUUGCGGAGGCCGCUGAGGCAAAGCGUGGUUGCGCAACUUUCGGCCACUCCUGCUACGGAGGAAUGGGCAAACGUGCGUCGGAUUUGCUCGACAACAAUGAAGAAAUCUUACAAGACGUACAGAACGACGAAAAUCCAGCUUUCGUCUUCACUGGGCCACGGAGCGAAUACAAACCGGAACGACCUCCUAAACUAACACCCCAGCAAUACGACAACAUAUCACGCGUCAUUAGGCAAUGGAUUCAGUAUUACAGGAGAGCUCAAGAAUUGCAUGCCGACAACAACAUAUAAAGAAAAAUACCUAUUAAGUUCAGAACUGAAGUUUUUGUCCUCUAACAUAAUGGUUGUAGAGUAUAUUAACUAAUAUACUGUUAAGUAAAUGUUAAUGAGUAAAGUGUAAAGGCUUAUCUUCUUGUAGGUUUAUAACGUUAUGUUGAAAUGUAAGACGUACUUUUUGUUGUGAUUUUAUUGUAUAUUUAAAAUUUAAAAAAUAAAGUGUCAUUG